AUGAACGACUCGCAGAAACUGUUCAAUAGAGCGAGGCAGCAUUUUGACAAUACCAAUCAGCCGGUGCAGCUCGCCUUGUUUGGGACCAGCAUCUACUUUGUCAGCCGGGCUGAGGAUGUGAGCGAGGCGUACCGUAACACGCGCAUGCUCACCGUCGAUGAGUUCUACCAGCGUGUAUUCAUCAGCAUGGGAACCUCUGUGGCGAGCGUGCAACAAGUCUUUGCGCCACUGCCAGCGGGAAUCAAAGAUCCUGAAAAUACACAGGGCAAGCCAGUCGCCAAGCUUGCGAGGGAAUUGCAGAUUGCGCAGCUGCAGCCAGGUCCCGGACUCGACGCACUCGAGCGCGCUCAGCUUGGUUACAUGGAGUGCCACCCAGACCUCCUUGCAGGAGAGGUGCCUAGUCAAAAGGGAUCUGUUGAGAUGUCUCUUUGGCAUUGGUGUGCGGAUCUGAAUGUGCGAGCCGCUCAGGGGACAUGCUUUGGCAGCGCCCUUGACCGCCUCGAUCCUGAACUACCCCAAAAGUUUCUGGAGUUUGAUGAUCUUAGCUGGAAGCUUCUCUACUAG
This is a messenger RNA of Metarhizium acridum CQMa 102, 564 nucleotides long. RefSeq lists its product as uncharacterized. NCBI's taxonomy places the organism in Eukaryota, Fungi, Ascomycota, Sordariomycetes, Hypocreales, Clavicipitaceae. The record is from RefSeq and is a predicted model, not a curated record.